CAUGCGCGGCUCCGCGCGCGGCUUCUCAAACAUGGCGGCGGCGGCGUGAAGACCUGUACCGGCUCGCUGGACCAGUGUGACAGAAUUUCCCUCUUUUCGCCGACGAGACUCGAGGAAAGAACACCAGAGAGGGAUACCAUGGGGCAAACAGUGAAUGAAGAGUCAAUGGAUGCAAAGAAGGAGAAUCAAGAGAAGGCUCCUCAGUCAGGCACAUCUUCUGUGCAAGAUGAUGAUUUUAACUGGGAAAAUUACUUGAAAGAGACUGGAUCUUUAAGUGCUCCUUCAGAGUGUUUCAGACAGUCCCAGAUUCCACCAGCUAAUGACUUCAAAGUUGGUAUGAAACUGGAAGCCCAUGACCCUCGCAAUAUGAUUUCAAUAUGUAUCGCCACAGUCGUUGGAAUUACUGGUGCCAGGCUACGUUUAAGACUGGAUGGUAGUGACAACAGAAAUGAUUUUUGGCGGCUUGUUGAUUCUCCGGACAUACAGCCUGUUGGGACAUGUGAAAAGGAGGGGGACUUACUUCGGCCUCCACUGGGGUACCAGAUGAACACAUCAUCUUGGCCAAUGUUCCUCUUGCGAACACUGAGUGGAUCUGAAAUGGCACCUGCAACAUUCUUUAAGAAGGAACCACCAAAGCCACCUGUAAAUAAUUUUAAAGUGGGAAUGAAACUUGAAGCUAUAGACAGAAAGAACCCUUAUCUGAUCUGCCCUGCAACUAUUGGAAAUGUUAAAGGAGAUGAAGUUUAUAUCACAUUCGAUGGCUGGAGUGGAGCUUUUGAUUAUUGGUGCAAGUAUGAUUGUCGAGAUAUUUUCCCAGUUGGGUGGUGUCGCCUGACAGGAGAUGUAUUACAACCACCAGGAACUUAUGUUCCUGUUACAAAGAAUAUAGCAAAAACACAGCCUUCUCCUUCCAAAGCAACCCAGCGUUCAAUGCAGUCUCUACAGAAAACUGCUGUAAUAUUACCAACACAGCAGAUCAGGAAAUCAGGUCGUACUAAACCACCUGCACAUACUUCAGUCCCCAAGAAGGGGAGUUCUGUUAAAAAUAUCACACCAAGGAAAAAAGGCCCAAACUCAGGAAGAAAGGAAAAACGUAUUCCUGUUGUAUGUUCCACAUCUUCAGCUUCUGUCAGUAUGCUGGCCAGAGGACGUGGUGGUGUUUUAUAUGAUAAGGAUACUGUUCCUGGAUCAUCUAAAAUAGUGAUGUCUACAGUCUGUGUCUAUGUAAACAAAUAUGGAAGCUCUGGCCCUUACCUGGAUCAGAAUAAAAUCCAGCAGCUGCCCGAUCACUUUGGCCCAGGCCCUGUCAAUGUGGUGCUCCGGCGGACGGUGCAGGCCUGUGUGGAUUGUGCCAUUCAAAGUAAGACUGUUUUUGGAUUCCUUAAGCCAGAUGAUCGUGGAGGAGAAGUGAUAACCGCCUCCUUUGAUGGGGAAACUCAUUCCAUCCAGCUCCCUCCAGUGAACAGUGCAUCAUUUGCUCUUCGCUUUCUUGAGAAAUUGUGCCACAGCCUGCAGUGUGAUAACCUUUUGAGUAGCCAGCCUUUUAGCUCUUACAGAGGUAAUGGUCAUAGUCCUGCAGAGCAUGAUCAAAAUAAUUCAGUAAAAGAAGAUACAACAGAAAAGAAAAGCACCAAACGACCUUCUCAGGAACCUCUGCCUUAUGUUGCUACUCUCUCUCCUAAGCGCCCCAAAACAGAAGUGCAUGCCUCUGAAGAAGAAGUAUUAUCUUCUGAGGGAAAUGGCAUGCCCAAAGGGGAAAUGCUUUCUGAAGAGUCCAAAAACUCACCACUAAAUCCAGCAACUUCUUUGAAUCCUGCCAGCACAAAUCCUAUAAGCACUCAUACUCCGGUCUCCAGUAGUGUUUCUCAAAGUGUGCCAUGCACCUCGAGUUCAACACUGGUAGGGACCGAAUCACCUCCCAAGAGCAGUCACCAUGAAGUUACAUUCCAGAUGCAGAGGAAAAGUGAAGCUCCAAGUUAUAUAGCUGUACCUGACCCCAGUGUCCUGAAACAAGGCUUCUCUAAGGACCCUUCAACCUGGUCUGUGGAUGAAGUGAUACAGUUUAUGAAACAUAAAGAUCCUCAGAUAUCAGGCCCCCUCGUCGACCUCUUCAUGCAACAUGAGAUUGAUGGGAAGGCUCUGCUACUACUCAAAAGUGAUGUGAUGAUGAAGUAUAUGGGGCUGAAGUUGGGGCCAGCCUUAAAGUUAUGUUAUUAUAUUGAAAAACUUAAAGAAGGAAAAUAUAAUUGAAAAAAAAUGUGUAAGUUUAGACAUAAUUUUCAAUUGUCUUGAUAACUUUUUAAUUUAAAAAUAUUUUUAUUCUCAUAGCAGUUUUUGUUCUGUAGACAGUUCCUCUAAAACUACGUUAUAUCCAGAAUUGCAGAAGUACAUUACAAGUCCAGUCUACUUCUUUAAAACACAUUAACAUGUUAGUAUUAGCAUAUUCAACUUGGCAGUCCUUUAUGUCUUUUUAUUAUUUUACACUUUACAAUUUAUUAUUUAAUUGUACAGUUUACAAAUAUACUUAAUGCAGGAAACAGAGAAACACCAUUGAUUUUGAUUAAUGUUUAUAUGUAAAACCAAAACAGCUACAUCCCAAAGGGGGGAAAGUAUCAGGGACUGACAGGCUCUCUAGUGAAAUCCAUGAGAAAUUUUCCUUAGAAAAGAAUUUAAAGAUGCAACUGUAGAUAUCAUCUCUUUUUCAAAUAUUUUAUGUCUGUUACUGCAAUGUUCUGUUUGUGUUCUACCAAUUUCCGGAAAGGGAAUAGCCAUAUAAAUUAUUUUCCUUUCGUUAUUAUUUCUCUGUAUGUUGUGUUUGUUCAUAUUUAAAGAAAAAAAACAAGCUUAUAAACUUUCAUAAAGUGUUCUUAUCAGUUUUUGAUAAAUUUCAAACAAUUGUAAGAUAGAAUGGUUGUUUUAUGCAGGAGAUAUUAUACUACAAGUGUAGUUUGGAUGGAGUCUGAUUAAAAUUUUUCAGUGAAAUACCCAUUAUUUCAAAACUUUACAUAUUUUUUCUAAGCUUAGACAUUUAACUAGGCAUUCAUUUCUCAUAUCUCUAUAUGAGGACACCUGUGCCCAAAUUUUUAAAAUAUAUAUAUUUUAUUGUCUGUUUAUUCUUCAUACAGAUACUAUACCAUAUUUAUAUAUUAUUCUAUACCUGUAGGUAUUCAAACAAAUCUGUUGUUUUUGAAUUUAAUAUGGCACUUUGCACUGCCACAGAGGUAAUGGUGAACUAUUUAUAUAGUUGGAUGUUUUUAUUCUGAAAAAUAUACGUGCAUCAUUUGCUAUCACUAGUACCUCUCAGCUUAGUCUUCAGGGGAUAAGAAACAAUCCAUAGAUUGGUUUCCAUACAGGGAAGUUCUCUGUCCUAUGCAAUGUUGCUAGUUAAUUUGCUUAGUUCUGAGCCAUUUAUUCUGCUAAAUUUUGGAAGAUGCAUUAAUUCAGCCUUAUCAUUUUGGGCUUUAUUUUUAAAGUUAGAACUUUCAAGGGGAAAUGGUGCUAUAUGUUUAUUGCUAAUUAGUUUGUAUAAGUUUGGUGUAAUGUUAAUAAGCUAUGAGAAUCUGUGCUAAAAGUAUUAGCCAUUUGUUAUAAAUGCCAAUAAAAUGUACACCAGGGGCAAGAAUGUACAUUUUCUUUUUUAGAAAACCAAAUGUACUUUAUAUGAGAAUGCUUCUAUUUAAAGGGUGGUUUCAUCUAUGUUAUUCAUUUUGUGUUAUAAGACAAAAUUCUAAUUUAAACUUGGUCUUCUCUCAAAUUGUUUGUGUGAAGAUGCUGUGCCCAGUUAAACAGUCCUCAGGUGUUUGUAUAAAUACUGUUUUACAGUUUUCAGAUUUUAAAAUAUAAUAAAGUUUAAUAACCACAGCCAUUAAUGUCAGAGCCUCAGAUUUGAUUUUACU
Messenger RNA from Aethalodelphis obliquidens (Pacific white-sided dolphin), 3896 nucleotides. RefSeq names its product Scm polycomb group protein like 2 (gene SCML2). Gene Ontology annotation, cellular component: nucleus. Gene Ontology annotation, molecular function: chromatin binding; histone binding. Bases 139 to 2250 code for a protein of 703 amino acids. Gene Ontology annotation, biological process: negative regulation of DNA-templated transcription. The record is from RefSeq and is a predicted model, not a curated record. Lineage: Eukaryota; Metazoa; Chordata; Mammalia; Artiodactyla; Delphinidae. The transcript is spliced from 15 exons.